AUGGGCUACCUAAGGAAAUGCCAACUGCCUACAGUGCCUGAGCACCUUCUUGAGAAGCCUAGCAAAGGAGACGAGGUAUGUGCUAGGCAAGAAGCAAACACAAGAGAAGCGAACCUCCCGGCCGAGGGCCGAGCGGCGGCUCCCCCGCGGCCGCCGCCAGGAGGCUCCACACGGCCGCGGCCCGAGCGGCACGGGCACGGCGCGGAGCUGCGCACCGCCCCGGCUCCGCUCCCCAGCCCGGCCGGACGGACGAGACCACCGGCCGUCCGCAGCCGGGAGAACGCCAAAAGCCCCCGGCCUCGGUGCCCUCCCGGCGGAGAGAAGCCGGGAUGGGCGCACGGGAAAACGGGGACGCCGCCGCCGCUCUCCACCGCUCAGACCGCGGGGGACCACCCCACCCCGGACACGGGCGGCGCGCCCGGUGCCCGCAGCUCCCCGCACAGCGAACUCACCCGGACCGCAGCCGCCCAGCCCGCGCCCCGCCGCCUCCGCGGAGCCCUUUGUUGUCAGGGCCCGGCGCAGCUGACGGACCGGCCGCCGGCCACGCCCCCCCCGCCCCUCCGCCAAUGGGCGCCGCCGCCGCCUGUCGCUAACGCACGUGACGGGCGGGCGGGGAGCGGAGGGGGCGGGGCGGAGCCGCCGGGCCCCGCCCCUCGGCCCGCCCCGCGGGUUGUGGCGGGUGGGGCGGGCAGGAGCGGGCCGUGA
This is a messenger RNA of Passer domesticus (house sparrow), 705 nucleotides long. Its product is annotated as proline-rich protein 2-like. The record is from RefSeq and is a predicted model, not a curated record. NCBI's taxonomy places the organism in Eukaryota, Metazoa, Chordata, Aves, Passeriformes, Passeridae. The transcript has 2 exons. The coding region runs from base 1 to 705 and encodes 234 amino acids.